CUCGCACGCACAGUUGUGAAUGAAAAGACAGGUUUGGUAAAGGUUAUGAUAAAAAAUUCAAAACACAAUUAGUACCACCAUUCACAGUUCAGACAUCUCCCCGGCUCGCCAUCCGCCGUCCGGGUACAAAAAUGGGCAGCAACUCGUCAGAAGCCGAGUACAAUGCCUUCUUGAAGAAAGUUCAAAGGACAAUCUAUGUCGACAACUUGUCCCCCCAAGUUACUGAAAAGGUCAUGAGAGCUGCUUUCGAGCAGUUUGGGGAAGUGGUCAGCAUUCAAUUCAUCCCAAACUAUUUUGAGCCGAAAAACAUGCCUGUAGCCGCAUUGGUGGAGAUGGAGAGCCCAAAGCAGGCUCAAGCUAUAUUGGGCCAAAUGGAGAACUACCCCUUCAUGGUGUUGGGCAUGCCCAGGCCCAUCAGGUCCCGGCCCGCUAGGGCAGAGAUGUUUGAAGACCGCCCAAGAAAACCAGGACAGAGGAUCGUGUGCCGUUGGGUGGGCCCAGAGGAUCCGGAUUUUGAGGUGGCUAAGAAACUGAAGAAUCUCGCGAAGAAACACGAGGCUGAGGCAUUCGUGUUGCUCGAGCAACAAAGGGCGGAGGAGGAAAAGCUAGCAAAGCAACAGAAUGAAAUACUGAAUGGCCAUUACAAGAAGUUUGAGCUGCUGGAAGGUGUGUUUUUGGACGGGUCUGCUAAGAAUUUGGGACAUCAGUACAACUUGCCUCUUGCAGAUACUUGAUUAGUUUUCAUUUCUAUAUAUGUUGCCGAUGAAUAGACGAGCCUAAGUAGGAGUUCGAGGUUUUUGAUUUAGGUGGUUGGUUGUCUUUAAGGGCUUUAUUCCUUUUACCUUAUAUCAAAAACUCAAUCAAAAUGUAAUUAUCUCCGAGAACAAAAUGUAUGUUAUGCUUAAUAACGUUAGUUUGAUCUGUAUUAAUUCUGCCCUUUAUUUGAG
Messenger RNA from Striga asiatica, 947 nucleotides. The record is from the annotation of a GenBank genome assembly. NCBI's taxonomy places the organism in Eukaryota, Viridiplantae, Streptophyta, Magnoliopsida, Lamiales, Orobanchaceae.